Cavia porcellus (domestic guinea pig) is the source of this 1558-nucleotide messenger RNA. It is a transcript of the gene Efcab3, whose product is annotated as EF-hand calcium binding domain 3. The transcript is spliced from 10 exons. Gene Ontology annotation, molecular function: calcium ion binding. Bases 119 to 1429 code for a protein of 436 amino acids. NCBI's taxonomy places the organism in Eukaryota, Metazoa, Chordata, Mammalia, Rodentia, Caviidae. The record is from RefSeq and is a predicted model, not a curated record.
GACCAUGGGACCAGAAGAGUGUCAGGACAUGGAUACACAUCCCAGAAGGAAACCCUGAGAAAGCCUACAUACUGCUAGACUGGUGUCUAAGACAGAAACAAACCCAGUUACUGGCCACAUGGCUAUUUCAGAACUUAAACCAAAACUUAAACUGAAUCCUCUAAAUGCACCUGUCUUCCAUAGCAAGAGGGAUAAAGAUUUGCCAAGAUCCUUUCAAUGCCAUUUACAACACAAAGAAAAGUUGAGCCCAUCACAAAUGGAAGCCUUCCAAGAUGUCUACAACUUCUUCAACAAGGAUAAAACUGGCUGUAUUGAUAUAAAUGGGAUGAUGAGCACGUUAGCUAAGUUAGGAAUGAAUCUAACCAAGCACGAUGUCUAUAAUGAAUUAAAAUGUGCUGAUCUUGAUCGAGAUGGAAAGGUGAACUUCUCGGACUUCUUAAGGGUACUGACAGAUAAGAACCGCUUCCUCAGGGCUGUGGUUCCAGAAAAGGAAAUCUGUUUAAAUUUAACUGGCAACCCAGGAAUCCUAUUAUUUGAAAUCCUAUCAAAGCUUAUAGAGACCUCAGCUCUAUCCAGAAAGACUAUUAUGGACAUAGUAAGCUACUUCCGAAGAAAAUUCCAGGAUAUCAGAGCAGAAGUAUUGUGGAGUCCAAAUGCUAUGGGUUAUGGGAAAAGAAGAUUUAAGCCAGAGAUGUGCAUGACUUCAGGCUCAAGCACAGCAGCCUUUGCUAAUGCCGCUCGAAUUGCAAUUACAAGUGAAAGGGAUUUAUUUAAAUUUCUUGCAGAGCUUAAAAGGUGCAGGUCCCCUUCAGAUAGCCCAUACUCGAAAAUACCCAUCUUUCCAUUGUUUCCUAAUAUGGAUGGUACGGUAAUGGGAAAACCUUUCGAAGACAUACAGAAAUUAGAAAUGCUACGGAGAAAAGAGCCUCUGAAUUUCUUUGAGGACUACUUUUUCCAAAAAAGAGACUGGAAAGCACAAGCAGCAAAUGUAAAGCCUAUCAACCCUCCCUUGAGCUACUCAGAUGAAAUUCUCCUUCUGGACCAAAUACUCAAGAAAAAGCAGUCCUGGACAGUGGCUGAUGUAGCUGCUAUUAAACAGCAGGUGAAGAGAGCUAGAGAUAGUUAUCAUUUAGGAAUUGCUGUUGAACACCAGAAAGGAAUGCUCGACCUCUGGCAGAAGAUAAGAGGAAAUUUGAUUGGAAUAGAGACUAAAAAUGAGUCUUUUUAUGAAACUUUUUCUACUUAUACAUGGUCCUGGAAUGUUUGCCAAGAAUUACUUUCUCCUAAGGACUUGAGGUUGUACGAUGCCUAUAUGAACAGAAAUUCCUACCCCCACUCUGGAUUUUUUUCCUCAUCAGAUAACAGUGAAUGUGACUCAGAGACAGAAAGAAAAAGAAAACGGAAAAGUUUCAAAGGGUUUCGACAAUGAAAUUUCUGUGUUUUCUAACAGCUCAUCGAAAACUACUUUUUCAUAAUUAUCAAAAUUAUGGUUUCUUGCUUUACUCUUGAACAUUCUUAGCAGCUGGAAACUUUGACAUCUUUUGCAUUCCAACCAGUA